GGAUUAUAGUUUCCAACCAUGGAGCUCGUCAGCUAGAUUAUGUCCCUGCAACUAUAGUGGCUCUCGAAGAGGUGGUUAAAGCCGUUGAGGGUCGGAUUCCGGUGUUUCUAGACGGUGGGGUUCGCCGUGGAACCGAUGUGUUUAAGGCAUUGGCUCUUGGCGCUUCAGGUGUCUUUGUUGGGAGGCCGAGUUUGUUCUCGCUUGCAGCGGAUGGUGAAGCGGGAGUGAGGAAGAUGCUGCAAAUGCUAAGAGACGAGUUUGAGCUUACAAUGGCACUAAGUGGCUGCCGUUCGUUGAGAGAGAUCAGUCGAAACCACAUCAAGGCCGAUUGGGACUUCCCUCAUUACCUCCCGGCGAAGAUAUAA
This is a messenger RNA of Microthlaspi erraticum, 365 nucleotides long. NCBI's taxonomy places the organism in Eukaryota, Viridiplantae, Streptophyta, Magnoliopsida, Brassicales, Brassicaceae. The record is from the annotation of a GenBank genome assembly.